AUGAGUUCUUCCACUUCAGCUCCACCAACAAAAUCAAGACGUCAAUUCAAUAAACCUAGAAGACCAGAGAAUCAACAAAACAAAAAUCAAAAAAAUGGUUCAUGGAAACGUACUUUUGCUAGAGAUGGUCCUAAAGCAGAUGAAGAUGAAGAUUUAGAUGAAACUGAACAAUGUGUCAUUUGUGCUAAUAAGAUUGAAGUCGCUGCAAAAUCCGGUUGUAAUCAUGUUACAUGUCAUGUUUGUACUUUCCGUCAAAGGGCUUUAUAUGAUAAGAAAUCAUGUUUGGUUUGUAGAACUGAAAAUUCAAAAUUGAUAUUCACUGAAAAUGUUUCUAAACAAUUUAAUGAGUUUUCAAAUGGUGAUUUUGUUAAAUUUGAUGAAAAAUUUGGUAUUGAAUUUACUUCCCAAUUUGCUGCUGAUUUAACUUUAGGUUUAUUACAAAAUAAAUGUUUAUUAUGUGAUGAAAUAUUUCAAAAUUUUAAUCAAUUAGAAGAACAUGUUAAAGAUGAUCAUGAAAGAUUUUUCUGUACAAUUUGUUCAACAAAUAAAAAGGCAUUUCCAACAGAAUUCAAAAUAUAUAGUGCUAAACAAUUACAAAAUCAUCAAACAAGAGGUGAUGAAAAGGGAUUUGAUGGUCAUCCAGCGUGUCGUUUUUGUAAAGGGAAAAGAUUUUACUCUGAAGAUGAAUUAUUAAUCCAUAUGAGAGAACGUCAUGAAAGAUGUCAUGUUUGUGAUCAAUUAGAUUCUUCAAAUCCUCAAUAUUUUAAAAAUUAUCCAGCUUUAGAAGAUCAUUUCAGAAGUGAUCAUUACAUUUGUAAUGUUCAAGCAUGUCUUGAUAAGAAAUUUGUUGUUUUUGGAGAUGAAUUUGAAUUACAAGCUCAUAUGAUUAGUGAACAUGGUGGUGUAUUUGGUACUAAUAUGGUGGUGGGUGCUAACUUUAGAGAAACCAAUAAUAAUAGAUAUCAUUCACAAUUAUCAACAUUUCGUCCUGUUAAUAAUAAUAGAAAUAAUAACAAUAAUCAAAGUAAUAACAAUAAUAGAAAUAAUAAUGGUGGAUCAUCACAGGAUCAAAACGAUUCAAUUGAAACUAAACGUAUGCGUCUUGAAGAAAGAGCAAGACAUUAUUUAAAUUAUUCCACAAAUGAAUUCAAAGAAUUUCAAGAUUUGAAUCAACUUUUCAAAAAUCAUGAAUUAUCAUCAUCACAAUUAUUAUUAUCAUAUCAAGCAUUAUUUAAAUCAAAUCCAGAAAAUGAUGUUUAUUUAUUAUUAUUUGAAUUAUCUGAAUUAUAUCCACAAAAAUCCCCAGAACGGUUAGAAUUAUCCAAGAUUGUUAAAGAUCAUGAAAAUCGUAAUAAAGAUAUAAUGGACUUCCCAGCAUUACCAGGUUCUUCAAAUUCAUUAAAUGUUUUUGGUGCUUCAUGGGGUGCUGGUGGUUCAGGUUCAAGAUCAAACUCAAAUUCAAAUCUUUCCAAAACAAAGAAAAAGGCAUCAUUAGAUGAUCAAUUUCCUGCAUUACCUUCAAGUUCAUCAGUCCCAACAUAUACCCCUGCACAAACAAAUGUAAGGUAUAGAACUGUUUUAAAACCAAAAACUAAGACACAAGUUACAAUCAAUUCAACUCCAUCAAACUAUGUACCAAAUUAUUUAGCACCAAAACCAAAAACAUCAACACCUCCAACAUCAAGAGCUACACAAAAACCAAAAUUAAAUGAUUCACAAUUUCCUGCUUUACCAAGUGCUGCACCAAAGAAAGUUAUACCGAGAGUUAAUCCUGUCCCUGCUGGUAAUGGUGCUUGGGAUGUUGGAUCAAGUUCAAAUCCAUCAUCAAGUGCUUCAUCAUCAUUAAACCUAAAUGAAUUGGGUAAUGCUUUACCAACAAAUAAUGGGAAUGGUGGUAAGAAAAAUAAAAAGAAGAAACAAAUUUUAUUUUCAAUGGGUGGUAAUUAG
Messenger RNA from Hansenula ciferrii, 1947 nucleotides. It is a transcript of the gene HEL2, whose product is annotated as E3 ubiquitin-protein ligase HEL2. The coding region runs from base 1 to 1947 and encodes 648 amino acids. Gene Ontology annotation, molecular function: ribosome binding; ubiquitin protein ligase activity. NCBI's taxonomy places the organism in Eukaryota, Fungi, Ascomycota, Saccharomycetes, Phaffomycetales, Wickerhamomycetaceae. The record is from RefSeq and is a predicted model, not a curated record. Gene Ontology annotation, biological process: rescue of stalled cytosolic ribosome; protein ubiquitination. The transcript has a single exon.